AUGACAACGUUUCUGGCAACAACGCAGGCAACAGAAACUUCCCAGUCCUUUAAAGAAGAGCCCACUCCUGCCGUUGUUCUUGCAAAAUAUCAUCAUAAUGCUGAUGAUUUUCCUGCAUCAUCAAAACAUCUUGCAUUCGCAGAAGAUGACAGUCAAAGCGAUGAAGAUGAUGACAACGACAAUGAAUUCAUUCCAAUCUAUCAUUAUGAAACAAUUGAACCACGAAUGGGUGGCAAACGUUCCGCAGAUGCAGCAAGUCAUUCAACUGGCACUAAUGGUGAAAAUCGCAACUGGGCUAUUCCGUAUCGAUUCGGUAAACGAGGUGCGAUGCCAUACCGUUUUGGAAAACGAGCUGCUAUGCCCUACCGAUUCGGUAAACGCGCUGGCAUGCAUUUCCGACUUGGAAAGAAGAGCGCCGCUUUGUAA
Molecule: messenger RNA, 426 nt
Organism: Adineta ricciae
Lineage: Eukaryota; Metazoa; Rotifera; Eurotatoria; Adinetida; Adinetidae
Source: the annotation of a GenBank genome assembly